Messenger RNA from Ilex paraguariensis (yerba mate), 276 nucleotides. The record is from the annotation of a GenBank genome assembly. NCBI's taxonomy places the organism in Eukaryota, Viridiplantae, Streptophyta, Magnoliopsida, Aquifoliales, Aquifoliaceae.
AUGGAGCUAAUUCAGAAUGCCGAAGACAAUGAAUAUUUGCCUGAUGUUAAGCCGACGUUGGAGCUCGUGUUUACGACCACUGAUGUAACCGGCACCGGCGAUCCGGCGACUCUGUUGGUAUUUAACAAUGAGGUGGGUUUUUCUAAGGCAAACAUUGAUUCCCUCUGCUGCAUUGGCCAAUCUACUAAAAAGAACAAGAGACGCCAAGGCUUCAUCGGAGAGAAAGGUAAUGAAACAUUCUUGGCUUUUUCCUAUAUGGGUAGGAGAAUAUUUUAG